This is a messenger RNA of Oncorhynchus nerka (sockeye salmon), 2846 nucleotides long. Its product is annotated as zinc finger MIZ domain-containing protein 1-like. The record is from RefSeq and is a predicted model, not a curated record. Bases 1 to 405 code for a protein of 134 amino acids. The transcript has 4 exons. Lineage: Eukaryota; Metazoa; Chordata; Actinopteri; Salmoniformes; Salmonidae.
AUGGGGCCCCUCAGGGCCAGAGGCUACCCCAGGGCUCAGCAGGGACACACUAGGCCGCAGCAGGGACUCAAAUGCCCAUACAACGCUGAAAGUCCAGAGUACAAACCAGUGCUGUGCGAUUUGCCUUUCCGUCGGAGCAGUUCAACGGACAAUGAACUAGAGUUUACAAGAGUUUACAACAUCUUCAACCAGGCUGCAGUCAAUGGGAGACAGACCGGGCAGGGUGAUGCCUGGUUAUCCAAGCUCUCCCCUUCUUGGAAACCCCACCCUUCCCAUAACCCCAAGCAGUGUGAUGCCCCCUACAUGUCGCCUGGCCAUGACGUCAAGCCCGCUUUCCUGCCUGACAUCAAGCCAUACACGAACUCCCUACCCCCACCACUCCCCACAGACCAUUCAACUCCUUGAGCCUCAUCCUUCCGCUCCAUAUCAUCAGAAUGGUCACCCAUAUUGAUCGCAUACCAGCACAGGUGUUGCUUCUCCAACCUCUCUCCAUUUCGUCCACACUACUCGCCGCCAUUUUCCUGGACCUUCUCCCACUCAUCAAACAAACGUUUCCUCAGUCCAUCUACAUGUUGAGGACCUAUCUCCCAAAUUCACACACACAUUAAUCGAAUUGAAGACAAGAGGCUUGUUUGACAUCGACUGAAUGAAUUGCAGUCAGUGACUGAUCUACCCAUUGGACUUUCUCUAGAGAUAAAUCAAAUCAAGCCCAAACUGCAAUGUAGUAGGGAGUUGUAGUCUCCAACAACAGACCAAUAUUCUAAUGAACUACAAUGACCAUAAUACAUUGCGCGCCUACUAGUCCUGGCUGUGUUUCUUUUACACCUGCUACAGAAAAGAGACAAAAGAAUGAAGGACAGACACAAGUUGCAUCGCAAGGCAUCUCUACCUGAAAAUACCAGGCCCCCAGUGUCCAAUCUGGAAUGUUAAGUCAAGCGCUCUGCUGGUUGACUAUGGCGUAGCAACUUAGCGGUGCCAAAAGCCCUGGUCUGCAAGGUGUAAAUUACGAUUUGUUUAUUAUGAAGUUCGAUCCCCACUGUGAAUUAUUUAAAAGAUCUCUACAAAUCGAGAUAUUUAGUUAAAUAGUUAUCCAUUCCGACUGCUACAUUUGUUGUCACACAGGAUCACAUGUUGACACAGACCAAUCAUGGGCUGGCAGAAUGGGCAGGUAGAAUGAAACGGCAACAUCGACCAUGAUCCUAUGCUAGUUACGGCCACUUUCACCAUGAUAAUUAGCAAUUUAUUUACUUAUUUUGUGUUUGUGCCAUUUAGCCCCAUUCAGCAAUAUGGCACGCUUCAAAUUCAAAUACUUCAUGCGCCAUCAGGUGUUUCCCAUAGGAAUACGUGGAUGAUGUUAGCAUUAUCGCUAUCUACUGGUUUUAAUGUAGGCUAUAUGGAAAAUACUGAACAUGACCUAAGUGAUUGAUAGUUGGUAUUCGGCAAUAAUAAAAGUAUGCCUUAUUUACUUUGAAGAACGAUUAAAAUUAUGAUUUUGUCAGACAACAUAGGCAGCAGAUCUAGUGAUGAGAUGACUUGAAAUUAAAUAAAGUCAUCAAAUAAAAUACAUUUAAUACAGACAAAUGAAAUAAUUUUAAAGUCAUGUGAGUAAUUGAUGGUUAAUAAGUAGGGCUGUAACGGUACAUGUUUUCAUAUCUAACUGUUUGGUACGGAGACCUCCGCACUGUGAACCCGAAUGAAUACAUACAGUUGAAGCCAAAUACAUUUAAACUCAGUUUUUCACAAAUCCUGACAUUUAAUCCUAGGAGAAAUUCCCUGUCUUAGGUCAGUUAGGAUCACUACUUUGUUUAAAAAAUGUGAAAUGUCAGAAUAAUAGUAGAGAGAAUGAUUUACUAAAACUUUUAUUUCUUUCAUCACAUUCCUAGUGGGUCAGCAGUUUACAUACACUCAAUUAGUAUUUGGUAGCAUUGCCUUUAAAUAGUUUAACUUGGGUCAAAUGUUUCGGGUAACCUUCCACAAGCUUCCCACAAUAAGUUGGGUGAAUUUCGGGCCAUUCCUCCUGACAGAGCUGGUGUAACUGAGUCAGGUUUGUAGGGCUCCUUGCUCACACACUUUUUCAGUUCUGCCCACAAAUUGUCUAUAGGAUUGAGGUAAGGGCUUUGUGAUGGCCACUCCAAUACCUUGACUUUGUUGUCCUUAAGCCAAUUUGCCACAACUUUGGAAGUAUGCUUGGGGUCAUUGUCCAUUUGGAAGACCCAUUUGCGACCAAGCUUUAACUUCCUACUGAUGUCUUGAGAUUUUGCUUCAAUAUAUCCACAUACAUUUCCUGCCUCUUGAUGCAUCUAUAUUGUGAAGUGCACCAGUCACUCCUGCAGCAAAGCACCCCCACAACAUGAUGCUGCCACCCUCGUGCUUCACAGUUCAUGUCGAUAUAGGACUACAUCCACAGGUACACCUCCAAUUGACUCAAAUGAUGUCAAUUAGCCUUUAAGAAGCUUAUAAAGCCAUGACAUAAUUUUCUGGAAUUUUCUAAGCUGUUUAAAUGCACAGUCAACUUAGUGUAUGUAAACGUCUGACCCACUGGAAUUGUGAUACAGUGAAUUACAGUGGGGAGAACAAGUAUUUGAUACACUGCCGAUUUUGCAGUUUUCCUACUUACAAAGCAUUUAGAGGUCUGUAAUUUUUAUCAUAGGUACACUUCAACUGUGAGAGACGGAAUCUAAAACAAAAAUCCAGAAAAUUUACAUUGUAUGAUAUUUAAGUCAUUCAUUUGCAUUUUUUUGCAUGACAUAAGUAUUUGAUACAUUAAGGCUCGUAUGAAUGUCCUGCUUAAUGUAAUGUUUGUGUCAUCAUCGCAAAUCAACUGCAUUAUACUUAAAAAACAUUUC